AUGGGCUGUAGUGAAGAAGAGAAGGCGUGCUUUUGGGAAGAUCUGGAGCAGUACGUCCAAUCCCUAGAAGGCGAAGUACUUCUAAUCGGAGGAGACUUCGACGGACAUGUCGGUUCUCGGAAAGACGGGUUCGAGAGUUGUCAUGGUGGAUACGGUUGUGGAGUUCGUAACGACGACGGGUUGCGAAUCCUGGAGUAUGCUGUUGCAAGUGACUUGAUCAUUGCUAACACGCAGUAUAGGAAAAGAAAAUCGCAUUUGAUCACGUACACCAGCGGCAGUCGUGAAACACAAAUAGAUUUCUGGAUGUUACGCCGACGAGAUCGCCGACUUCUGCAGGAUUCAAAAGUCAUCCCUACAGAUCAUGUCGCUGCCCAACACCAUCUGCUCAUUAUGGACUUGAAAAUCUCCCGUCCAAGGAAGAGACAUCCAAGAACUGAAACACAGCGCAUCAAAUGGUGGAAUCUGAAGGAUCGAAAGGAGAUAUUUUUUGCGUCCGUGGCUCCAUCUGCACUUCCCCACCCUACUCGUAGUGUGGAGGAAAUGUGGUCGUCUACUUCCAGCGUUAUACGCUUGACCGCGGAGAACACUCUGAGAAAGACGACUCUAGGUAAGCCCAAAGUACAAAAGGCUGCGUGGACACGUCAGCCUGAAGAUCAGGGUGCUUACCUAGCGGCGAAAAGGGAGGCUAAGAAGGCAGUCUCCAAGGCGAAGUCGGACUGCCACAAGGCUGUGUACGACAUGCUUGAUACCAGAGAGGGCGAGCGGGCAGUGUAUCGUUUAUUCAGAGCACGUCAUCGCUCAAACUUGGAUAUGGAACACACCAAGAUCGUUAAGGGAGCUGAUAGAGCCGUUCUGCGCCGCCCUGGUCAGAUCCUGGAGAGGUGGCGAGAGUACUACAACCACUUGUGUAACGAAGAGUUCUAUCAUCCUCCGAUCCCAACUGUUCCCAGCUUCGAGGGUUCUGUUCUACCAAUUACUGCCGUCGAAGUCAGUGCUGCCCUCGCAAAAAUGAAGUCGAACAAGGCAACAACAAGGUCCUGA
Molecule: messenger RNA, 1041 nt
Organism: Necator americanus (New World hookworm)
Lineage: Eukaryota; Metazoa; Nematoda; Chromadorea; Rhabditida; Ancylostomatidae
Exons: 2
Coding region: 1-1041 (346 amino acids)
Biological process (GO): chromatin remodeling
Cellular component (GO): nucleus
Source: RefSeq, a predicted model, not a curated record